AACAUGUAGUGUUUGGAUGGACAGAGAUUAAAAGACGCAUCUUUGACACCUGACAUCACUGCACGGACCACUCAGCCGCCACCAUGGGACUGUGACCGGAGCACCGAGCUCCGAGAGGCGGCUGUUUAUGUAGUCUGUGCUCCGUGCACAGACCGGACCUAAGCUGUUGUGACAUUUUGAGCCAUGGCUGCUGCGAUCGCAAGUGGGCUGAUCAGACAGAAGAGGCAGGCGCGGGAGCAGCAUUUCGACCGGCCCUCGACCAACCGACGGAGGAAAAGCCCCAACAAGAACAAGGGGCUCUGCAAUGGGAACCUGGUCGACAUCUUCUCCAAAGUGCGCAUCUUCGGCCUCAGGAAGCGGCGGCUACGGAGGCAAGAUCCCCAGCUCAAGGGUAUAGUGACCAGGUUAUAUUGCAGGCAGGGAUACUACUUGCAGAUGAACCCCGAUGGCUCUCUUGAUGGGACCAAGGAUGACAGCAGCAAUUCCUCUUUGUUCAACCUUAUUCCUGUGGGCCUCAGAGUCGUUGCAAUUCAGUCCGUGAAGACAGGGUUAUACAUCGCCAUGAACGGGGAGGGCCAUCUGUACACAUCAGAACUCUUUACAGCGGAAUCCAAGUUCAAAGAAUCUGUGUUUGAGAACUACUAUGUGAUCUACUCGUCCAUGUUGUACCGACAGCAGGAGUCGGGCAGAGCCUGGUUCCUUGGGCUCAAUAAAGAGGGCCAAGCCAUGAAGGGGAACCGAGUGAAAAAAACCAAGCCAGCUGCUCACUUUCUACCCAAGCCAUUAGAAGUUGCCAUGUACAGAGAGCCAUCGUUGCACGAUGUUGGCGAGACAGUUCCCAAAGUGCCGGCACCUCCAAGUAAAAGCACAAGUGAGCCGACUGUGAUGAACGGAGGCAAACCUGUUAGCAAGCCUGAUAAACCCGCCACAUAGCUACACCUACACCGACCCGGUGCCCAGCAUGUAUGUGGAGGCGGGGAGGGGGGAAUGUGACGGAGGCGGGGCUUGUCCUGGCGAGACUCCAGACUGUCAUUCCUGUGUGGAACAAAUCCAGGUGACCCUUCCUUCUUUGUCCUCAUCCUUCCUUCUUUCUCCGCCUCGCCCUCCCUUUCUUCAGCUGUCUCGACGUGCGCGGACAGACAGAUUGCGAGGCGGCUCGGUGUCUCCUGCACCCCAGGGAAGAGGACCAUGGAGCGGCUGUUCGAUUCCUC
Messenger RNA from Thalassophryne amazonica, 1211 nucleotides. It is a transcript of the gene fgf14, whose product is annotated as fibroblast growth factor 14. Gene Ontology annotation, molecular function: growth factor activity; fibroblast growth factor receptor binding. The coding region runs from base 184 to 933 and encodes 249 amino acids. Gene Ontology annotation, biological process: positive regulation of protein phosphorylation; positive regulation of gene expression; positive regulation of cell population proliferation. Gene Ontology annotation, cellular component: cytoplasm. The transcript is spliced from 5 exons. The record is from RefSeq and is a predicted model, not a curated record. NCBI's taxonomy places the organism in Eukaryota, Metazoa, Chordata, Actinopteri, Batrachoidiformes, Batrachoididae.